AUGAGUCAGAAAAAAGCGCGUACAUUUGAUCUCCAAGCGAUGCUUGGAGAGACUCUCAAGACUGCCCAAGAGAGUAGCCGUGAAACUUUAGCCCGGCGAGAGGAGGAGGAGAAAAAUCGUCAAAAGUCGGCGAAAAAACGGACUGUAAGCGAGGUUGAAUCAAAGCCAUCCAAACCUGCUGAGCCGGCGCCAGAAUCUGACGGAGAAGAUGUUGGUCCUGCUCUUCCUCCCGGCUUCGUCAUUCCUAACAUGCAAGAACUCGCUAAAAAGUCUGAGGAAAAUGCGAAGAAAGAAGAAGAGCAAGACUCUGACAGUGACUCAGAGUCAGAUGAUGAGCAAGACAAUGAGCGAAGAAUGACGCUUCCGAUAACUAGUCGCAUUGCGCUCAACCACGGAAGUAAACCAGUGCAAGCACUUUGCCUUGAUCCUCCGGGCGGGCGACUUUUAACAGGAGCAGAUGACUACAACAUGAAAUUCUGGGAUUUUCCCGGAAUGACCAACACUUUCGAGCCAUUCCGCUACAUGGAGCCGCAAGAAGGCUAUCACGUGCGAGACUUGUCGUAUUCCGUCACCGGCGACAACAUUCUAGUGGUGACUGGAUCGAUGCAGCCUAUUUUGUACGACAGAGACGGUUUUCUCGUCGGCACUUGCGUCAAAGGCGACAGCUACUUGAUGGACUCGUCGAAGACUGAAGGGCAUCAGGCGAUGUGUAACGCCGGCCAGUUUCAUCCUUUUGAGAGAGAAUGGAUGGUUACCUGCGCCAAUGAUGGAACCAUUCGGCAAUGGAAUGUCGAAGAUCGGGAAAAAGACAUGUUCGGCUGUAUAGUAAUGAAACAAUACGACUGCAGAAAAGUGCGAAAUCGACAAGGAAAGCGGGCGACUCCUACUGCGCUCACUUACUGUCGUCAAGGAAAGCUGCUGGCGAGUGGGAACGACGAUGGCUCAGUUCAGAUUUGGGAUCAUAGAAGAAUCGUCUCUCCGAAAAUAAGAAUUUGGAACUGUCAUCCGGCGGGGAGAGAAUAA
Messenger RNA from Oikopleura dioica, 1023 nucleotides. Lineage: Eukaryota; Metazoa; Chordata; Appendicularia; Copelata; Oikopleuridae. The record is from the annotation of a GenBank genome assembly.